GCACAUGUAAAGUCGCGCGCGUUUGUGUCUCCCUGUCCUUCAUAACCAUCGUAAUCAACCAUCGCGAACAACCAGCGUCCCUCGACAUGAACUAGCUUCCCGUCUCUCGCUCGACUCUGGCUUUUUCUUUUUAUUCGACAUCAUCAUGCUCCAGAGGGCAUCGGGAUACGCGACUCUCAUCCGCAAAAUAAGAGCGAACCAUUAGAACUCGAAGAAGCCUCACGCAUCAGCACCGAUCGCGAACCAUCAUAAUCAUCACAUUUGCCAUGGCUACCACCGCAGGCGUGGGCCCAUCAGGCUCCAGUGCCGGCCCUGCGAAUCGUUCUGCCAAGUCAGCUGUUGAUCCGAUCCUGCGCAACGCCCUGCGAUACACAAUAUCUGCCCGCGAAUAUGCACUGCUACACCGAUAUAUAAUCUCGCGCUCGCGGCUGCUUAAGAAACGCGCCCCCACUGUGGAUAGCGUGCAGAGGAUUAUGAACGGGAAGCCGCACAACCGUGGGAAGGAGCUGGAGUCUUCGAGCAGACGAGACAAGGGCAAGGCUAAGGAAAGAUCCAGUGGUGCCGGUGCUGGUGCUGGUUCUGACGAAGGCACAGCGCACGGGGAAGCAAGAGAUAUGGCACUCGGCGGCGCAGAUGAUUAUAAUGCGCGUGCCAUCCGUCACUCCAUCCGUGUCUUCCUUGCAACUGGCGCUUUGAUGAAGCUCUGGGGCCUCGUCUCCGGUCGGUUGAUGAAGAACAAACAGGGAGCGUCAUCAAACGGACAGAAGAAACCACCGCUACAUAAGUCUCCAACUCUCAGGCUCUCCCUGUCUCUGAGCACCAUCUUGCUGCUCUACCGACUGCUCUUCCGCUUCUUCACGCGUUUACGAGUCCACCUCCUCGACCCGUCGGCGGCACCGUUUUGCCAGCGCAACCCCCGCACGGCGAAUACCUUGACGUCGCCAUACGCCCCUGCCGUAGGUGCCUCCUUGGCAGGUCUUGCCCUGGGGAUAUACCCUGCUCAGCAGCUGAGGGUGUCGGUCGCCAUAUACGCUGCUUUCCGCGCUCUCGAGUUUGGGUGGAACUGCGCCGAAGACGGAGGCAUGAUCUGGGGCUGGGAAAAGGGCGCGAAUGGGAAGUCGGAGAGGAAACGGCUGAGGCCUUGGUGGUGGGGGAGCUGGAUGCUGCAGCCCUUUGCCUUUGGGCAGCUAUUGCAUGCGGUCGUGUUCGAUCGAGACUGCUUCCCGAAGGCUUAUGGCGACUUCAUAUUCAACAACUCAACGGCAUAUCUCCACCAGAGGCCUGACGACACCCCUGCCCGCGUUGGCUGGCCCAAUCCCUACCAAAUCGUUGAUAGCCUUGCCGAGAUGGCACGUCUCAACUGGCCGCCGUUUAUAUCUCCCAUUUUGUAUCCCAACAAGGACGACAUUCUCCCCCCGUCCCUGACCGCCAUCGCUCCCCUGACAUCUCGGGCGCAUCCGCUCAUCACCUCCCUCUCCUGCGCAACUCUCCAUCCCUCAGACCCGUCUUGCACCCGCACCUUCCUGACAUUCUGGUUGCGCUCCUUCCCGCCGCUCACGAAGUUCCUCCUCCUCAUAUACUCUGCCCUCCUGCUCCCUCGUCUCAGUAGCUUGUACCACUUCCCCGUCUCGACCAUCCACCGCCUCCUCGCCCGCGCGCUGCGCAUGUCGUCCUUCGUGACCGGGGCCAUGUCGACGGCCUGGGCGAGCAUCUGCUUCUUCCAGGCGUGGUUCCCGAGGGGCUUCCUACCCACGCAGCGCUUCUUCCUCGGCGGCUUCCUGGCCGGGUUCUGGGCGUGGGUCGAGCGCAGGCAGGGCCGGGGCGCGUUUCUGUACAGCGCCAGGGCCAGCGUCGACAGCCUGUGGAAGGUGGGCGUCAAGAGGCGGUGGUGGAGGGCCAUGAGGGGCGGCGACGUCUGGGUGUUCGUCCUGGCCAUGAUGCUGACGGGCGUUGUCUACGAGCGGGACGCGAGGGCGAUCAGGGAGGGGAACUGGCGGAAGGGGUUCAGCUGGGUGAGGGGCGAGGGGUGGAAGGACUGGGGCGUUGAGCCCGAGGAUGUUGAUGAUGACGAGGCGGGGGAGGAGGGGGGUGUGACAUUGAUGACAGAGUGAUUCAUUCCGCUCGUGUUUGGCAGUGGAUCUUGUGUGCGUCUGACGACUCUAUAAUGAUGUAUGAAUAUACUCUUUCGCCCGAAAUAGUACUAUGUUUAAGAUCUACGGCGGCACUACUCAUUCCACCAUCACCAUCCCGCGGUCUACAGUUGGACCACCCCUAACCUUCAACGCGCAGAUCCCCCCCUCAGCAGGUCUGACCCGCCCGUAGGCGCGCAGCGCAAACGCGGGUUAGGGGGCAUUCGACGCCGAUUUCCGUUGAUAGCGGCUUCGGAUACGAGCCGGAGAGAGACAAGUACUCGGUAAUCUGGAUGGCGGUUCGGCCGUAAUAUGGGGCCUCGGGAG
Messenger RNA from Phialemonium atrogriseum, 2456 nucleotides. RefSeq lists its product as uncharacterized. NCBI's taxonomy places the organism in Eukaryota, Fungi, Ascomycota, Sordariomycetes, Cephalothecales, Cephalothecaceae. The record is from RefSeq and is a predicted model, not a curated record. The transcript has 4 exons. The coding region runs from base 267 to 2111 and encodes 614 amino acids.